Aegilops tauschii subsp. strangulata is the source of this 4797-nucleotide messenger RNA. The record is from RefSeq and is a predicted model, not a curated record. NCBI's taxonomy places the organism in Eukaryota, Viridiplantae, Streptophyta, Magnoliopsida, Poales, Poaceae.
AUGGGCAACGCCGGCGAGAAAUUCGUCGUGCUGCUGCUGCAUGGACCUCUACCUGUUAGCGACCCUGACGGUGCGGACCCACAAGCCAGCAAGCCACACCAGGAGGAGGCGCGGCCCAGCCCCGCCAAGAGGCCCAAUCCAAGAGCCACCAACCACCACCCUUCCCGCUCCGCCCUGGCGCAUCUCAUCGAGACGCGCGGUCUCCGCCAAGCUCGUGAAGCCAUGGAUCCCAGCGUCUCUGCCUUCCUCACCCGCUUCGAGACCAGGAUCGAGGCCGCCAUCGAUGGUCUCACCAAGGCGCAACAGACCACAACGACGAAGAUCGACGAUCUGCUCAGCUGGCGCCCAGAUCUCGAGCGCCGCGUCGCGGAUCUCAGUGAUGCAGUGGCUGCCCUUCAGGCGGCGCUGCAACCACCACUGAUGGAGCCGGAGGACCAGCAGCCGCACACAACCACGCCGCAGCCGCCGAGCGACCACAUCGGCACCUCAGCAGGCGCGGCCGGCAACACCCAAGGGCCCCAUGGCCACGGCAUCACCAUCAACCCUCGGGGGCCCUCGGCGGUGCCAAUUCCGGCGCCGCCGCCGCCCCCAGCAUCUGGUCAGUACGAUUCCCUGAUCCCUUCGUCUGUGGCUCUGUCGCCGUUUGCUCAUGCAAAUGUUUGGAAUUCUGCCAUCGUUUUGGGUUCCUAUGGCAGCCCUCAAUUUUUCCGGUUCGGCUUCAAUUUGGCUCCAGUCCUGCGGAAGGAUAUUCGCGCUGUCAUGCUGGUCCAGCGACCACCUGAUCUGGACACGGCAUGCGCGCCCGCGUUGCUGCAAGAAGAAGUAGCAGAAGGCGUGUUCGGGUCUCUACCGCGGCCACCAGAAUCAGGAGUGCGUACGGCCCUGCCUCUCCCGCCGCCACCAACACCUCCUGCGCGUCCUGUACCUGCUGCUCCCGCAGCGGAUCGACGGGGGACCGAAGCGGCGCGCGCCGAUACGGCGAAACUCAAGACCCUGCCCGACUACCGCCGAGCGCGCGGCUUAUGCUUCAAGUGCGGCGAGCGUUGGGGACACGAUCAUGUGUGCCCCACAUCCGUGCAGCUCCACGUUGUGGAGGAGCUCCUGGAACUCUUCGGCAUCGACGACACCAUCGACUCCUCUCCUACGGCCUCAACAACUGAGACAGUGAUGACGAUCUCGCGCCAGGCCCUUUCCGGCGGUGUCUCCGAAAAGGCAUUUCAGCUUCGCGCGUGGAUUCAGGGUCAGGAAGUGCUCAUGCUGGUGGACUCCAGUAGCUCCACCUCUUUCAUCAACCACACACUCGCCGCGAAGCUGUCAGGAGCGCGACCUCUACCACGCGCUUGCAAGGUCCGUGUUGCUGAUGGGGGCGAGCUGGCAUGUGUCUCUGAACUGCCAGCUUGUGCCUGGUGCACCCAAGGCAGUGAAUUCAUCACAGAUAUGAAGAUUCUGGUGCUCGGCACUUACGAUGCCAUCUUGGGGAUGGACUGGCUGGAAGCAAACAACCCUAUGACAGUGGACUGGCGUACCAAGCUCAUUGAGAUCAAAACCCCUAAUGGUGUCACUCAUCUGCAAGGUCAUGAAGCCCAAUCUUCAGAGUGUUCAGUGAUCAACGCGUUGCAAUUACAGAAUCUGUGCAGAACAGGAGCUAUAACACAUAUGGUGUAUGUGUGUGCACCCUCCUCCUCGGAGGACAACCCAGAUGCAGUACCAGCCAACAUACAACAAGUAGUCGAUGAUUUCUCUGCAAUAUUUGGUGAACCAGUGGGAUUGCCACCGCGGCAUGACUGUGAUCACAAGAUACCGCUGAUUCCAGGAGCUCAACCUGUCAACAUACGACCUUACCGCCAUAAGCAUGACCAUAAAGAUGAGAUUGACGCGCAGGUUGCAGAAUUGUUGCGUCAAGGGAUAAUACAGAAAAGCUCCAGCCCAUUUUCUUCCCCAGUAAUCUUGGUGAAAAAGAAGGAUGGCACGUGGCGGAUGUGCGUAGACUACAGACAUCUAAAUGCAAUCACAACAGUGGCUAAGUUUCCGGUGCCCGUAAUUGAAGAACUUUUGGAUGAAUUACAUGGGGCAGUGUGGUUCUCGAAACUGGAUCUUCGGUCAGGAUACCAUCAAAUUCGGCUGGCACCAGGCGAGGAGUACAAGACAACAUUCCAAACCCAUUCAGGUCACUAUGAAUUUAAGGUGGUUUCCUUUGGGUUGGCUGGGGGCCCGGCCACUUUCAACGGAGGACUCCAUACCACACUCCAGCCCCUGCUCCGCCACUGUGUGUUGCUCUUCUUCGACGACAUUCUCGUCUUCAGUAAAACUCUUGAAGAUCAUGCUAGUCACCUGCGACAAGUGUUCCAACUGCUUCAGCGGGAUCAGUGGAAAGUAAAGCUCUCCAAGUGCGAGUUUGGUCAAAAGCAGCUUUCCUAUCUCGGCCAUGUCAUUAGUGAAAAAGGCGUGGCCACAGAACCCAGUAAAGUUCAGGCGGUCAGCACAUGGACGACUCCAACGGACACGAAAGGGGUGCGAAGUUUCUUGGGCCUGGCUGGCUAUUACAGACGUUUCGUGAGGAACUUUGGUGUGAUCGCUCGGCCCCUUUUCAACCUUUUAAAAAAGGGGGUGCCCUUUGUCUGGACGAGCAACACAGACACAGCCUUUCAGCUGCUCAAGCAGCAGUUAAUCUCAGCCCCGGUUCUAGCCUUACCUAACUUCCAGGAACAGUUCAUUGUGGAAACGGAUGCUAGUGACAAAGGAAUUGGAGCUGUUCUGCAACAGAAAGGACACCCCAUCGCUUUCAUGAGCAAAGCUCUGUCACCACGCUAUCAGGGGCUAUCAACUUAUGAAAAAGAGUUCUUGGCAGGCAUCGUGGCAGUGGGCCAGUGGAGAUUAUACCUACAACAUGCAGAGUACAAAAAGGGCUCGGAAAACACGGCCGCAGAUGCUCUGUCUCGUGCCAACCCCUCCGCUAUGCUAUCUGCAUUGACAGUAUGCCAACCUGCAUGGUUGGAAGACAUCAACAGCAGCUAUAACAGCAAUCCUCAGGCCCGGCGCUUGCUCGAGCAACUCGCAGUACGACCAGACCCCAAAGGAAGGUUUACUCUGCAACAAGGCAUCAUUCGUUUCCGAGGGCGCAUCUGGCUGGGUGGAUCGACAGCAAUGCAGCAACAGAUCAUCGACGCUUUCCACGAUAGCUCACUGGGGGGACACUCGGGCUACCCAGUUACAUAUCGCAAGAUGCGACGUCUGUUCGCUUGGCCUAAAAUGAGAACUCACGUGCAGCAAUAUGUGCAAUGCUGCCCGGUCUGCCAACAAGCAAAACCAGACAGAGCAGCUUCUCUAGGUCUAUUGCAACCUCUGCCAAUCCCGAAAGAGCCCUGGGAUCUUAUCACUAUGGAUUUUGUGGAUGGACUGCCGCAAUCUGGGAAGCACAACUGUCUUUGGGUCAUCGUGGAUAAACGAACCAGAUAUGCUCAUUUCUUGCCCCUGGCUCACCCGUAUACAGCAUCCAAAGUAGCCCAGCUCUACAUGACUCACAUCUACAAGAUACAUGGGUUACCAGGGGCAAUUAUCUCGGACAGGGACCCGGUCUUCACCAGUCAUUUUGGGCAGGAGCUGUUCAAGUAUGCAGGCACUGAGCUUCGACUGAGCACAGCAAACCACCCUCAAACGGAUGGGCAAACGGAACGCGUGAAUCAGUGCGUUGAAAUCUUCUUGCGCUGCUUCACACAUGCAUGCCCGCGGCGCUGGAGUUAUUGGAUCCCACUGGCUCAGUUUUGGUACAACUCUUCACACCACUCGGCCAUCGGCAUGUCGCCCUUCAAGGCCAUGUUUGGCCACGAGCCCAAGUACUGGGGCAUCUCGGCGUUCACAUCAUGCUCAGUACCCUCCUUGUCUGCCUGGCUGGAAGAGCGCGCAGUCAUGCAGGAUCUAGUACAACAACAUCUUCAUCGAGCCAAGAACUACAUGAAGAUACAUGCUGAUCAGGGGCGCUCUUUCUGCGAGUUCGACGUGGGCGAUCAGGUUUAUCUGAAACUUCAACCUUACAUUCAGACAUCCAUUGCCCCCCGGGCAAACCACAAGCUCUCCUUCAAAUUCUACAGACCGUUCCCCAUCAUCGAGAAGAUCAACGCAGUGGCCUACAAACUACAGCUGCCACCACAGGCCACGGUGCACCCCGUGUUUCACGUGUCCCAGCUGCGCCGAGCUUUGUCACCUGGUACGACAGUUCAAUUCGAACUUCCUUACAACACUAAUGAUUUGGCUGUGCCUAGUGAGAUCCUACAGUCUAAAUGGCGCCGCAAGAAUGGAGACAUGAUUGAGCAAGUCAAGGUCCGAUGGACUGGCGCCUCCAACUUGGACGACACAUGGGAAGAUCGGCAAGCUCUGCAGGCUCGCUUCCCUCACGCAGCGGCUUGGGGUCAAGCCGCCACUCAAGGAGGAGGGGAUGUUAGCGACCCUGACGGUGCGGACCCACAAGCCAGCAAGCCACACCAGGAGGAGGCGCGGCCCAGCCGCGCCAAGAGGCCCAAUCCAAGGAGCACAAUAGAUCGAUUCCCCUACCUUGAUCCUAUCACUACCGUUGCUAAAGGAGCAGAGCAGCAGUCGCAAGGAGCAGCGACAAGCAGCAACGGCAAGGAGCAGCAGCUGUGGCAAGGAGCGGCAGCCGAAAGUAGUAGCAGCGGCGGCAAGCAGCGUGAGGGAGCAGCGGCGGCAAGCAGCAGCAGCGGGAAGGAGCUGGUCGAGCAUGGCGUCGCCUGCCGUGGCUGCGGCGGCCCUCCAGCUCCGCCACGCCGCGUGCAGCAGCUCUAA